ACUGCUGCCGCUGUCGCUUCGGGUUGCGGGAUGACGCCUCCUCCUCCCGGACGUGCAGCCCCCAGCGCACCGCGCACCCGCGUCUCCAGCCCGCCGGCCCCGGGCGGGCUCCUGCUGCGGCUCCUGCUGCAGCUGUGCGCGGCUGCCGCCGCCGCCCAGGGCCACCCGAGGAGCGGACCCCGCAUCUCCGCCAUCUGGAGAGGCCGCACAGGGCAGGACCGGCUGGACUUUGGCCAGGCCGAGCCACACACAGUGCUUUUCCAUGAGCCUGGGAGCCCCUCCGUCUGGGUGGGUGGACGAGGCAAGGUCUACCGAUUCGACUUCCCCGAGGGCAAGAACGCAUCUGUGCACACGGUGAACAUCAGCUCCACGAAGGGGUCUUGCGAGGAUAAGCAGAAGGACUGUGAGAACUACAUCACGCUCCUGGAGAGGCGGAGUGAGGGGCUCCUGGCAUGUGGCACCAACGCCCGGCGGCCCAGCUGCUGGAACCUGGUGAAUGACACUGUGGUGCCACUUGGUGAGAUGAGAGGCUAUGCCCCCUUCAGCCCAGAUGAGAACUCCCUGGUUCUGUUUGAAGGGGAUGAGGUAUACUCUACCAUCCGGAAGCAAGAAUACAAUGGGAAGAUUCCCCGAUUCCGCCGCAUCCGGGGCGAGAGUGAGCUAUACACUAGUGAUACCGUUAUGCAGAACCCGCAGUUCAUCAAGGCCACCAUCGUGCACCAAGACCAGGCCUAUGAUGACAAGAUCUAUUACUUCUUUCGGGAGGAUAAUCCUGACAAGAAUCCUGAGUCUCCUCUCAAUGUGUCCCGUGUUGCCCAGCUGUGCAGGGGGGACCAGGGUGGUGAGAGCUCCCUGUCGGUCUCCAAGUGGAACACCUUCCUGAAAGCCAUGCUGGUGUGCAGCGAUGCCACCACCAACAAGAACUUCAACCGGCUACAGGAUGUCUUCCUGCUCCCUCACCCCAGUGGCAACUGGAAGGACACCAGGGUCUAUGGCGUUUUCUCCAACCCAUGGAACUACUCUGCUGUCUGCGUGUAUUCCCUUGGCGACAUUGACAGGGUCUUUCGUACCUCCUCCCUUAAGGGCUACCACGUAGGCCUUCCCAACCCUCGGCCUGGCAAGUGCCUCCCAAACCAGAAGCCCAUACCCACGGAGACCUUCCAGGUGGCUGACAGUCACCCUGAGGUGGCCCAGAGGGUAGAGCCCAUGGGACCACUGAAGACACCAUUGUUCCACUCUAAGUACCACUACCAGAAAGUAGUCGUCCACCGCAUGCAAACCAGACACGAGGAAACCUUCCAUGUGCUCUACCUAACCACAGACAGGGGCACCAUCCACAAGGUGGUGGAGUCAGGAGAACAAGAACACGGCCUUGCCUUCAACAUCAUGGAGAUCCAGCCCUUUCAUCGUGCAGCUGCCAUCCAGGGCAUCUCGCUGGAUGCUGAACGGCGGAAGCUGUAUGUGACUUCACAGUGGGAAGUGAGCCAGGUGCCUCUGGACCUGUGUGACGUGUAUGGUGGGGGCUGCCAUGGCUGUCUCAUGUCCCGAGACCCCUACUGCGGCUGGGACCAGGACCACUGUGUGUCCAUCUACAGCCGCCCAUGGCAAGUGCUGCAAUCCAUUAAUCCAGCUGAGCCACAUAAAGAGUGUCCCAACCCCAAACCAGAUGAGGCUCCUCUGCAGAAGGUUUCCCUGGCCCGGAAUUCUCGCUACUACCUGAGCUGCCCUAUGGAGUCCCGUCAUGCUACCUACUCUUGGCGCCAUGAGCAAAACGUGGAGCAGAGCUGUGAGCCUGGGCACCAGAGCCCCAACUGCAUCCUGUUCAUUGAGAACCUUACGGCCCGCCAGUAUGGCCACUACCGCUGUGAGGCCCGAGAGGGCUCCUACCUCCGCGAAGCCCAGCACUGGGAGCUGCUACCUGAGGACCGUGCGCUGGCUGAGCACCUGUUGGGUGGCGCUAGUGUCCUAGACAUCUCCUUCUGGCUGAGAGUCCUGCCCACACUCACAUUGGGCCUGCUGGUCCACUAGGGGCACUGGAGAAGCCACAAACGCAGAGCCACCUGGCCCCCGGAGCUCCGUGCCGUUAUACCUUCCAAAGGGACCUAAUAACCUAAUGGGGAACAAAAGGCCCGGAGAUGUCCAGCCGCAGGCGGCUGCUAGACCCCAGGUGGGUGGGAGGUGCUCACUGUGAAGCUGGGGCAUCCGUGACCAAGACUCCGUCUUCCGGAGAAUAUUUUCCAAAAACUCCUCAUGCUGGACUCAAUGUAGUGAUGUUCCCAGCCCCAGACCCUAUGGGUCCUGGAAAGGGAGCUAAGGCCCUGUCUCUGGACCUCGAGGCUAAGACUGGGUCCUCCUGGAUUCUGUACCCACUGUCUCCUUCCCACUUGCCCUCCCCACAGUCAGGGCCAUUGGUGCGCUGGCUGGCCCUGCCCUGCAGCUCCCUUGCCUCUGCCGGGGGUUCCCCGGACAGCCGCCUUGCAUGUUUAUCGAAGGAUGUUUGCUUUCCGGACGGGAGGACGGGAAAAGCUCUAUAUUUAUGUUAGGCUUAUUUCAUGUAUAGCUACUUCCGACUGCAUCUGUAUGAAAAUACCAAAACUACAUGCUGGGGGGGAGAGGGAGGGGCUGGGAAGGGUGCGGGUGGGGCUGAUCCCCAUCUACGGCUCCCUGGGGUGGGAUGAGAGGCCAGGGAAGGACAGGCAUGGGUUUGCAGACAGUGGCAUGAGCUGGCUCUGCCCAGGGAGCCCAGUCUGGGGGCAUGAGCCCCCAGGGUGGGGGUGCUGAUGGGAGGGGGUGGGUGAGGAAAAUGGGGGAAUGAAGGAAAAACAGCCCUAGGUUCACCAAGUCCAUUCAGAGGGAGGAGCCGGGUCCUUAGGGGGAGAUUCUAGGACUCUGCCCUUGGCGUUGGGGGUUGGGGGGCAGGGAGUCUGCUCCCUUCCCCUCAGCCCCCUUCCCCAGGGGCUGUGCUUCCAUGCUCCUAGCCUCCUACCUUCAGCUCAGGACAAGUCCUAACUUAGGCUAAACUGUGAAACUUCCAGUGGGGGUCCCACCCCCAGUCCAUGGAUUUCAGCAAAGAGCUGGGCCCUCCUCCAGCACGUCUGGGGCAGGGCCUGGGGCCGGUGGCCUUCCAGCUUCCGCCCCUGCUUCUCUACUCAAUGCACUUUAAUAAUGUAACAUACUACUAAUAAACAAGCUAUUUAUUUA
Molecule: messenger RNA, 3201 nt
Organism: Octodon degus (degu)
Lineage: Eukaryota; Metazoa; Chordata; Mammalia; Rodentia; Octodontidae
Gene: Sema7a
Product: semaphorin 7A (John Milton Hagen blood group)
Exons: 14
Coding region: 31-2028 (665 amino acids)
Biological process (GO): neural crest cell migration; axon guidance; integrin-mediated signaling pathway
Cellular component (GO): external side of plasma membrane
Molecular function (GO): semaphorin receptor binding; integrin binding; chemorepellent activity
Source: RefSeq, a predicted model, not a curated record